This is a messenger RNA of Schistosoma turkestanicum, 730 nucleotides long. Lineage: Eukaryota; Metazoa; Platyhelminthes; Trematoda; Strigeidida; Schistosomatidae. The record is from the annotation of a GenBank genome assembly.
AUUUCAAGGUCAGUACGAAGGUUUCAUUGCACGCGGCCUUGCCAUGCCUCGACAAGUCGACAACAUAAAGGAAUUCCUCCACAUGACUCAAAGAGCGGACGCCAAGUCUGUUAAGAUCAAGGAAAACAAAGACAAUGUCAAAUUUAAAAUCAGAUGCAGUCGAUUUCUAUAUACCCUUGUAGUCGUGGAGAAAGAAAAGGUUGGAAAAAUCAAGCGUUCACUCCCUCCAAAUCUUACCGUGAAGGAAUUGUAAUAUGCUUUUUGUAAUAAAGGAUUCUUUGUAUUCGAUUUUCUUCAAUAAUAUCCGGGUUUCAGAAUGCUACGUCGUUGAACUUCGUGCGUACGUACAUCAGUUCAGGUUGCAAUACCAUACUAGCACAGAAGCAAUUGUGUCAACAUAAACAAUACCGUAAUUCGUAGCCACAAUUAGAGACAUCGAAAGACCCGAAACUCCUAAUUUAUUGAAAUUGUUCGUGAGGUCCACAAUCAGUACGCAUGAUAUUGAAAAGGCGAUUACUGGAAAUCAAGUUAGCACAUUGUAGUAUGCCACUGAAAUUAGCGAACAUAUGUCAACUACCAAAAUUUAUAUUACACCUGAAAAAUGACUUACUCAUAAUAAAUAGUAUAACAUUCUAACGUCCGACAUACAUGACAAUUAUCGACCAAACACAUAAGUUUCAGGUGUGAAAAAUUAACGUCAGUGAGUUCAAACGAGGGCUCAGGGAUUUCA